Messenger RNA from Aureococcus anophagefferens, 5393 nucleotides. RefSeq lists its product as hypothetical. Bases 81 to 5393 code for a protein of 1770 amino acids. NCBI's taxonomy places the organism in Eukaryota, Pelagophyceae, Pelagomonadales, Pelagomonadaceae. The transcript has 4 exons. Gene Ontology annotation, biological process: peptide catabolic process. Gene Ontology annotation, molecular function: metalloendopeptidase activity; zinc ion binding. The record is from RefSeq and is a predicted model, not a curated record. Gene Ontology annotation, cellular component: mitochondrion; cytosol.
AAAGAGCCUUCUUUGGCAGCACAUCUCGAAGCACACACGCGUUACGCCUCACCGAAGCACACACGCGUUACGCCAGCACCAUGUCUGACACCAUCCCGACCAUGAAACUGAAGCUCCACCGCGUCGACGGCAGCCUCGAAGUGCGCCGCGUCGGCCUCCGCGCCAACACUCUCGAAGCGCUGCGCGCGGCCGUCGACGCCACGUUCCCGGACCUCGAGGGCAAGUACGACCUGUUGUACGUCGACGCGGACGGCGACACCUGCACGCUCAAGACGGAUGAGGAGCUGGCCAUCUCCUUCAUCGCCCGCAGCGACGGCGCCGCGGUCUUCCACGUCGUGCCGUCGCGCGCGCCCGCGAGCGUGCACGUCGGCGUCACGUGCGACGACUGCGGCAUGUCGCCCAUCCGCGGCUUCCGCUUCAAGUGCACCGUGCGGCCCGACUACGACCUCUGCGGCCGCUGCGACGCGCGGGACCCCGAGUCCUUCCCGAAGAUCAAGCUCUCGGAGCCGAAGCGGCGGUGGGCCCGCGACGGCGAGAAGUGGCGCCGCGAGAAGCAGCGGACCUGCGGCGGCGCGAAGCCGUGCGAGGGCACCCUCUCCGCGGAGUUGAAGCAGAAGGCCGCGGAGAUGAUGGGCGACGGCGACGCGGCGAAGGGCGCCGCGCUCUUCGCGGAGCUCCGCGCCAAGGCCGCCGAGGCGAUGCGCGACGGCGACGCGGACACGGACGUCAUGGCCGAGAUGGCGAAGAAGUUCCAGGAGCGCGAGGGCGCGGACGGCGAGCCGCCCUGCGCGUUCAUGGCCGAGAUGGCCGAGAAGUGGCGCGCGGCGGCGCGCGAGGCGGACGCCGACGCCGACGCGGUCCGCGUGGCGACGUCCGAGAGCCUCGAGACCGCCGCCGCCGGCGCGGAGACGCCCGCGGCCGCGGAGCCGACGGGCGCGACGGAGCUCGGCCUCGACCACGUGCGCCUGGCCACGCAGGCGUCCCUCGAGACCGCCGCGAAGGAGCACGGCGCGGCCGAGGAGGCCAAGGAGCCGCCCGCGCCGCCCGCGGAGGCGGCGUCGCCGUCGUCCGAGUGGGAGGAGUUCAUCUCCUCGGACACGGCCGGCGUCUUCGAGGCCCUCAAGCAGCUCGAGGAGAUGGGCUUCGUCGCGAAGAACGGCUUCGAGAAGGUCCUCAAGGCCGUCCAGAAGCACCACGCGAAGGACGGCAUCGACCUCAACGCGGCCAUCGCCGACCUCCUCCAGGCGCUCAAGUCGCCGCUCAACGCCGCCCAGGUCGCCGCGCCGAGGCCCGACGCCCAGAUCGCCGCGCGGUCCCGCGGCGCGCCGCGAUGCUCGCGCACGCAGCGCACGAAGCUCUCGGCGACCCGCGACGGCGCGCAGCGGCGGCGGCUGCUCGUCGGCGGCGGCGGCGCCGUGCUCCUGAGCCCGCUGCAGAAAGCGCUCGCGCUGCCGGCGGCGGCGGCCCCGCGCGUCGUCUGCGACGGCUUCGCCGUGGCAGCGACGGACGACCGCAAGUACCGCCUCGUCGAGCUGGCGUCGGGCAUGCGCGUGCUGCUCGUGAGCGACGCGCGCGCGGAGUCGGCGGCGGCGGCCGUCGACGUCCACGUGGGCCACAUGUCGGACCCGGCGGGCUACCCGGGCCUGGCCCACUUCUGCGAGCACAUGCUCUUCCUCGGGAGCGAGACAUUCCCCGGCGAGGACGACUGGGAGCGCUUCGUGUCCGACAGCGGCGGAUCGAGUAACGCGUACACGGACACCGAGGACACGUGCUACUUCUGGGAGCUGCCCGACGCGGCGAAGCUCGGCGCGGCCCUGGCGCGCUGGGGCCCCUUCUUCGCGUCGCCCCUCUUCGCGGCGGACGCGACGCGCCGCGAGGUCGAGGCCAUCAACAGCGAGCACUCGAAGAACUUGAAGAGCGACGCGUUCCGCGUCUACCAACUUGAAAAAAGCCUCUUCCCGGCGGCGCACCCCUUCUCCAAGUUCGGCACGGGCAACCGCACGACCCUGCGGCCGCCCGACGGCACCGGCGAGCCGCCGCGGGGCGCGCUCGUGGAGUUCUACGGCGAGCACUACGUCGGCGACCGCAUGGCGGGGGUGGUGUGCGGCCGCGAGCCGCUCGACGCGCUGACGAAGCUCGCGGCCGGUGCCUUCGCCGGCGUGCGCAGGCGGGACACGCCGGAGACGCGCGUCGCGAGCCUGCCGAGCGCGUCGUGGCUCGCCGUCGACCCGACGCCGGACACGAGAGACGGCGCGCUCGUCGUCUCGUCCAUCUCGUCGCAGCGGUCGCUCACGCUCAAGUGGAUCGUGCCCUUCGAGGGCGAGGACGCCGCCGCCGUCCAGGCGUCGCGGCUCCGGGACCGCUUCGCGAAGCCCGACCUGUUCCUGUCGCACGUGCUCGGCCACGAGGGCCCGCAGUCUUUACUCGCGGAUUUAAGGCGCCGCGGCCUCGCGGUGGGCCUCGGCGCGGGCGGCGGCGAGGACACGGACCAGUUCAAGUCGCUCGACGUCGGCGUGGACCUGACGCCCAAGGGUUUGAAGGAGUGGCGGCGCGUGGCGAAGAUCUGUUUGGCGUACGUCGCGGGCCUCCGCGCCGCGAAUCGCUGGCCGGACCACGUCUUCGACGAGACGGCGACGAUGGCGAACCUGGCCUGGACCUGGGGCGACACGCCGGAGCUGAAUUCGUUGGCGACGGGCCUCGCGCCGAAGCUGCAGACCGUCGCGUACUCGGGGGACGCGACCGACGUCGCGGACGUGCUCCGCCUCGACCGCGCGCCGCGGGCCCGGUCGAACGACGACCGCCGCGCCGACGUGCGGCGCGUGCUCGACGACUUGGAGCGCAUCGCGCCGCUGGUCACCGUGCUCGCGCCGGAGCCGGAGAUCGACGGCGGGGUCACGGGCGGCGCGAAAAGACGGACCGAGCCCAUCUACGGCACGGCCUACUACCGCGCGCCCUUCGCCGCCGACGCGUCGCCGCCGACCUCGGACCUCUUCCCCGUGCCCAACGCCUACGUGCCCACGCGCGCGCUCGCGCCGCUGCACCCGCGGAAGAAGCGCGUCGCGCUAAGCGACCUCGGCCCGCCUUUGGCCUACGCGGAGACGGACGCGUGGCGCCUCUGGCACAAGGAGGACGAGAUCUUCGGCCUGCCGCGCGCCGCCGUGCUCGUGCUCGUGCGGAGCGGCGCCUUCGGGUACACCGCGCGCGACGCGGUCUACGCGCGCGUCUGGCGGUCCUUGGUCAACGACGCGCUCCGCGACGCGGACUACGACAGCGGCGCGGCGUCCUACGACGCGGCGCUCGCCGGCCUCGAGUGGACGCUUUCCAGCGGCCCGCGGGGCGUCGCGCUGACCUUCGGGGGCUUCGACGACAAGCUGGGGGCCUUCGCGACGCAGACCGCGAAAGCUCUGAGGAACCUGGACGCCGUCGACUACGCGUCGCGCGACGGCGGCGCGCCGCUGCAGCGCGUCGUCGACGCCGUGGACCGCGAGAUCGCGCGCGACGCCGUCGCGCCGCCGUCCGCGCGGUCCGUGUCGGAGCUCGGGCUUUUGACGGAGACGCCCAAGUUCGACGUGCCCGCGCUGAAGAAGGCGUUGGACGCGGUGUCGCUCGAGGGCCUGCGGUCCUGGCUCGACGACAAGGGCGGCGUCUGGGGCUCGGGCGGCGACGUCGAGGUCCUGGCCCAGGGGAACCUGCGGAAGAGCGACGCCGCGAAGCUCUCCGGCGAACUUCGCGACGUCCUGCGGCUCUCGAAGACCGACGCGUCGACGGACGCGCCGCUGGGCGUCCUCGAGGUGCCCGCGCGCGACACGGGCGUCCUCGUGAAGCGCACGAAGGCCCCCCAGGCCGACGAGUCGAACUACGCGGCGCUGCUGUCGUUCCAGACGGGCACGGGACCCGACGCGCGCGCGCGGACGCUCGCGCUCAACGCGGUCCUCGAGGCGCCCUUCUACGACGAGCUGCGCACGAAGAAGCAGCUCGGCUACGUCGUCCAGUCGGCGGCGCGCGCGCGCGAGAACUGCUCGAGUCUGGUGUUCCUCGCGCAGAGCAACAAGGACGACGCGGAGAGCCGCGCGCCCGACGACCUCUACGGCUACAUGAAAUCCUUCCUCGCGACGUCGGCGCCCAAGGCCCUCGCGGCGCUCGACGCGGCGAAGCUCGGCUCCGUCGCCGACGGCCUCGCGCGCCAGCUCGAGGAGACGCCGAAGACCCUGGCCGCGGACGUCGGCCCGCACUGGGAGGAGAUCGUCGCCGGCACCGCGGACUGGGGCAAGCGCCGCGCGCUCGCGAAGGCGCUCCGCGCGCUCACGCCCGACGACGUCCGAACCUUCUUCGACACCCGCAUCGCCGCGGGCGCCGAGCGCCGGCCGCUCCUCGUCCUCGUCGACAAGGGCGCGCCCAAGGCGCCCGCGGCGCCGAGCCUCGGCGCCGACGACGGCGACGUGCCCGCGGGCUACGCCGCGUCGCGCCCGCUCUAUAACAAGACGACUCACCGGAGAACACAUCGAACAGCGCCGCUCCGCGCCGCGCCCGACGAGCUCGUCCCCGCGGCGAUCUCCCUCGCCGCCGGCUGCCUCGGCGGCUCCAUCGGCGUCGGCGUCGCCUACCCGCUGGACACGAUCAAGGUCAAGAUCCAGACCUAUAACAGCCGGGCGCUCGCCGACGGCGGCGGCGCUCCCCGGAAGCGGAACGUCAUCAGGAGCGUGCUCGACGAGGAGGGCGUCGCCGCGUUCUACGCCGGCGUCCUUCCGACGAUGGCCGGCCAGGCGCUGAUCAAGGGCGUCGUGUUCCUGGUCUACGAUUCGGCGAAGCGCUUCUUCGCGCCGGCGGCCUGCGGCCUCACGUCCUGCGGCGUCGGCCUCGCGCUCGCGGCGUGCGCGUCCGGCGCGGCGGGCGGCUUCGUCUGCACGCCCGUCGAGCGGCUCAAGGUCGUCAUGCAGGCGGGCUACGCCGGCGGGCCCCUGGCGUGCUUCCGCGACAUCAUCGCGCAGGACGGGGUGUCGGGCCUGCUGACGCGGGGCCUCGGCGCGACGCUCGCGCGGGAGAUCCCCGCGUACUUCUUCUACUUCAGCGCGUACGAGGUCGUGUCCGGCGCGCUCGCGGGCAGCGUGCCGGCGGCGCUGAUCCCGUUGCUCGGCGGCGCGACCGCCGGCGCCGCGUCCUGGGUGCCCGUCUACCCCAUCGACGUCGUCAAGACCGCGGUCCAGUCCGAGACGGGCGCCGCGGGCGACGGCGCCGGCGCGCUCGACGUCGCCCGGGCGCUCUACAGGCAGGGCGGCGUCGGCGUCUUCUGGGACGGCAUCUCGCCGAAGCUCGCGCGCGCCGUCGUCAACCACGCGGUCACGUUCCUCGUCUUCGAGCAGACCUGCAGCCUGUGGCUCGCCGCGGGCGUCUGA